Acomys russatus (golden spiny mouse) is the source of this 222-nucleotide messenger RNA. RefSeq names its product small integral membrane protein 11 (gene Smim11). The transcript has 2 exons. The coding region runs from base 57 to 221 and encodes 54 amino acids. Lineage: Eukaryota; Metazoa; Chordata; Mammalia; Rodentia; Muridae. The record is from RefSeq and is a predicted model, not a curated record.
CUCCCAUGCUUGUGUCUAGCGGCUGCAUUGAUAAGUGAGCUCACAGCCCACCCACCAUGAACUGGAAGGUUCUGGAACACGUGCCCCUGCUGCUGUACAUCUUGGCGGCAAAGACCCUGAUCCUCUGCCUGGCCUUUGCGGCCGUGAAGCUCUACCAAAAGAAAAGCCUGGAGGCAAAGCUGCUCGCUCAAAAGAGGCGGGUGGAGAAGAAGGAGAGCUGAA